Molecule: messenger RNA, 2857 nt
Organism: Phytophthora nicotianae INRA-310
Lineage: Eukaryota; Oomycota; Peronosporomycetes; Peronosporales; Peronosporaceae
Exons: 5
Coding region: 721-2178 (485 amino acids)
Source: RefSeq, a predicted model, not a curated record
GAUAAUCAGGUCUGAACGUAUAGAUUUUUCAAAUAAAGUGGCUCUAAAUGAUCGCACUUUUCUUAUCACAUAACUUCAUCGCAGUGUCGAAAAGUGUCAACACUGCGCAAGACGACAUGGAGCUCUCCGCUCUGCGGAGCCUGGCGUCGGCCUUCUCACCCAGCUCGUCCGUGUCCUCCUCCAGCAGCCGCGAGAGUCGCACUAGUCGCCACCGUCGUGAUCACCGGCACGGAUCUCGUCACGCAACUGAAGACAACGUGGAGGACGAACGCGACGACGCGUAUCAUCGCCACCGCAAAAAUAGACGGCGAAGCUUUGAGCAGCAGCACCACCGGCACCGCCACCACACAGGCUCGAGCCUCACGGACAAGAGCAUGAGCUCUUCUCACCGCAGCAGGAAGGAAAGUGACGAGGAGUCACUAGCCAGCACGUGCGACGAACGACCGCGACUUAAUUUGCCACUUGAUAAGGAAUUUCUACCAUUAGAGAGCCCCACGCAGGACGAAAAGGAGCAGGAACAAGUGCGCGACCAAGUCAUCUGCAUGAUCUUCGACUUGCCCGAGUCCACGCAGUUCUACCAAGGUAGGUUAGUCACAGAAAGUGAAGGCUCUGAAGCGGCUGCAGUUGGACUGCAACUGCGUGGUGGACAGACGUGCUAACGGGGUGUCGCUGCUUGUUGCUAUCGCAGACUUUUCGUGUGCCAUCGCAUCUACGCUGGCUAUGCACGGACGAAUGUAUCCGACGAGCUCGCAUGUGUGCUUCUACUCGAACGUGUUUGGCCGCGAGAGAAAGAUUCUGAUCCCGUACGAGUCCAUUCGCGAAAUUGAAAAGACGACGACGAUGAUGUUUCAACAUGCGAUCCGCCUCGCCACGUUUGAUAAGGACGAGUACACGUUCACGAGCUUUUGGGGCAACAACCGCGAUACCUGCUAUGAUCUUAUUGUUAAGACACGUGACCGAGUGCUGCGUGAACUACGCCCCACUGCAGUAAACUCGUCGGAAUCGCAUUACCCGGCGCUGCCGACGUCUCCUGUCUCUGGAGAAUCACAGUCACCCGUUGCGUCACCUCCACCUUCACAAGGCAGCAAAACAGAAGAAGAGGAAGAAGAGGGCGAGAAGGAAGAAGCUGCCGUUUCUGACCAUGACGACGCUGUAGUUGCUGAUAAUGAUAAUGCCGAUGCAGAAGAUGAAGAGACCGACGCUGAUGACCAGACAGCUCCUGUAACUCCGCGCCGACGCAGUGUGGUCUCGGAUGUGGAUACGAUCGCACCGAAGGAUAUUUCGAUGACACAGAUUCUUGAGGAGGUCUUCCCUGUAUCGGUUGACACUUUCAUGGAGCUCUUUUAUCUGGACAACGCACCGUUUGGACUGGACAAGUUCAAUGAACAGACUGGGUCAACUGAAAUGUCGAUAAACCCGUGGAUGACUCCGUUAGAAGACGAGAAGUCUUUUGGCAUGACGCGUUCGCUGCAAUUCCGAGUGCCUGUCGAUGCUCCCAUCGGCCCAAAAUCGUCACAGGUUGAUGUGCUUCAGUGCCUGAAAGAAAAUGAUCAUGGCGUGCGGGUCGUCGAGAGCUCGACCCGUCUUGUGGAUAUCCCUUACGGUGACUAUUUCAGCGUGGAGGAUCGAUGGACUAUCGUGCCACGGUCAUCAAACCCCAACGCCUGCAAAGUAUUUAUUGAGUUGAAGGUGGUUUUUGGUAAAUCCACGUUUUGGAAGAAAACAAUCGAGACUCGUGCCAUCAGUGACAACCGAGCUAAGUGGGAGAAAUGGGUUAGGAUGGCCAAGGAGUUCCUUGACACAAGAGGAGUCAAUGAAGAAGCUCCGGAGAGCCCUCCUACAUCAAGCAGUUCUUCCGAGAUUGUGCAAGACGCUGUCAGAAAGGAUCGUGGACCGAUAAUGAGACGUCGAAGCCGAAGCCGAAGCCGAAGCCGAAGCAAGCCAAGCCACCGACACCGAAGCUCCACCGCCGUUGUGAUGCCAGCUGGAGGAGUCCGCACAGCUCCAGUUAAAGUGUUUCCGUGGGUUUUGGUCUUGCUUCUGGUGUUUGUCAUCUUGCGUCUGCAAAUGACGCUGUCAAGAAUCGAGCAGUCCUUGCUGGUGAACACUGAGUUGGUGGGCGAUCUCCAGAGAAAGAUUGCUGACCUUCAGCCUGGAGCUUGUCCGGUGACAUCGUAGCUUUUGCUUCACCAUUCCGCCAUUAUUUUACACUUUAAACUAGAAACUGAGACUUUUACGGUUUUGUUUAUUGAUCUGACGUUUUAACUGUGGCAGUAGUGUCAAACCACAUCGUGUGAAAGUUGACACGCUUCUGCAAUUCUUGAAGCAACCGGAUAGCGUGGAGGUCUGUAUUGCGCUGCAUCGAGCGGCGAAUUGAAGCGGCCUUGGUAUUUUGAUUCUGCUGCCCCUGCAUGAUAACUUUUGCUUUGGUCAUUUGCUGUUGACUGGCGAGAAUUUCUUGACGCGUCGAGCGCAACACACUGUGCAGUGCUCGAAGGUGGGAAUGUUCGAGCGGAUUGCGCAUCACAUAUACGUCUGGCGGUAAAUUUGCGACCAUCCUGCUCAACUCGUACAGCACUAAUUCGCGAGAUUUCACGUUUAGAUCCACCAGCGAAAACGUUGGGCGAAUGGCAAAAGCUGCGGAAGUGGGUAUCCCGAAACUCGGCUUUGCAAACAAAGAGCUCAGAUUUGAUCCGGAUGAGAUGAACAGCAAUCGCUCUUGGUCUGAAUAGUAAGUCAGUUAGAUGAAUGACAGUAUCAGGAUUUACUAGCAAGACAAGCACACAUACCUUUGGUCCAAACACCGUCAUUGCAUUUCGUUGGUGUCUCGCGACCGAUACUUAACACGUCGCCGGGA